Toxorhynchites rutilus septentrionalis is the source of this 1644-nucleotide messenger RNA. RefSeq lists its product as uncharacterized. NCBI's taxonomy places the organism in Eukaryota, Metazoa, Arthropoda, Insecta, Diptera, Culicidae. Bases 557 to 1642 code for a protein of 361 amino acids. The record is from RefSeq and is a predicted model, not a curated record. The transcript has 4 exons.
UCACCAUUCGUGCAAAUCGUACUUGUAUUGUUCGUCCAUAAUUAAUAUUCAAAAACUAGUAUGAUUUGCGAAUUGGAAUUUCAUCUCUCGUUUCGAAUCAAAAUUAUGAAUGAAAAUCGAUGUUUCGAGGUUUCUUCCUGAAUCUGUGGCAUCCAAUGCGAUAAACUCUUCGAUGAUGACGGUUAAUUUGCAGCUUGCCGAUAUUUUUCAAUACGUCGGAGGAGGAAGCAGGUUGAUAGUCGAAGGUGAACGGGUGUUUCAAGCUAACCACUUGCUUCUUGUCGGAGUUCAAACCGUGCACGAGGACGGCUUUACCAUAUUUGCGACUUGUUUGAAGUCAUCAUCACCUAGAGCUGAUCCACACAAAAUUUCCGUCCGCACCAGACCUUCCUUUGAAAAGUGGUCUUUUCAGUGUUCGUGCAAAGCUGGAAUGGGAAAAUGCAAACACAUAAUGGCCGUUUUAAAACACCUUCUAAUGUUCCCUUCAGUUCCAUUGCUUACAGUAACAGAUUAGCAACAAAAGUGGGGUAAAAUUGCAGAAAAGGUUGCUGACGAUAUGUACAAGACAACACCAUUGACCGCAUUCUGCAAAAAAAUGACGAAUACAAAAGAUACGACUGAAGCUGCCUCGCCGGCGGGUUUGACUCACGAUGAGGGUACCAACAUUCUUCAGCUUUUCGUGAAAGGAUUCCCUGAAAGCGGUCUGGCAUACGAAAAGAAAGGACGAGAAAUGAAAAAUAUUGACAAAAAUGAUGAAUCUGAUGUUCUGAAUACACUUCUCGAUAUAGAUGUGCAAAGUCAUUCUACAGAAUCCAUUGAUUCGUUAAUUUCUAUUGAAGAAAAUAUGACUUGCAGUCUACUUAAAUCCUUCCUGAGAAGAUCGUUUCAUCCUGAUAACUUCACGAUGAUUGAUCGUGAAAUAAUGGAAUUUAUAGGUCCGUUAGAAAAGGAUCUGCAACUUCAUUUCGAAAUUAAUGUGAAAGUAUCGGAAUACGAGUCUUUGAAAAUAUGUACAAGAACUAUAGAACAAAGAGUAUCAUCGCAAUGGAAAAAAGAACGAAGCCGGCGCAUCACUUCAUCCAGUGCAUACUCUGUGUAUACAUACUACACAAAUCAACCCGACAAGAACAAAAAUUGGAAAAGUAAAAUCCUGAGUAUGGUGACACCGAAACAUCUUUCAACACCAGCAAUCGUACAUGGGAUCCGAUGCGAAUCAAAAGCCAUAGCAGCAUAUGAGCGAGAUUACAGAAAAAACGUUUGGAGUUGUGGUUUCGUAAUACCCCCACAUAUUUCAUGGCUGGGAUGUUCUCCUGACGGAAUUGUUAUAAACGAAGGGAGAACAAUAGAAAUUAAGUGUCCAAAAGAAGGGGAAAAUAAAUCAUUGAGUGAUUUAAUUGAUUUUCUUCCCUAUUUUACAAGAUUAAAUGUUUUGAAAAAAAAUCAUCAAUAUUACGCACAGUUGCAACUAACUAUGUUCAUAACAAAAUGUAGAGUAGCAGAUUUUAUAAUCUAUUCAGAAUAUGAUGAUAAAUGCUAUGUUCAGGAAGUUCAAUUCGAUCCAGAUUAUGUUAGAACGAUGGUAGCAGUGCUGAAGGAGGUUUAUUUUAAUGUUUUUUUGAAAUAUCUAUAUUCGUCUGUUUAAUA